This is a messenger RNA of Esox lucius (northern pike), 1851 nucleotides long. RefSeq names its product glycine N-methyltransferase (gene gnmt). Gene Ontology annotation, biological process: S-adenosylmethionine metabolic process; protein homotetramerization; one-carbon metabolic process. The transcript is spliced from 6 exons. Gene Ontology annotation, cellular component: cytosol. The coding region runs from base 884 to 1573 and encodes 229 amino acids. NCBI's taxonomy places the organism in Eukaryota, Metazoa, Chordata, Actinopteri, Esociformes, Esocidae. The record is from RefSeq and is a predicted model, not a curated record. Gene Ontology annotation, molecular function: identical protein binding; glycine N-methyltransferase activity; glycine binding.
GUGUUCCUAAUAAUCCUUUAGGUGAGUGUAUAUGACCCCAAUUAAAUUACUGUAAAUAUUCAACAAAUAGUGUUGUUGGUGUUGCUAUAGGUAGCUUACAUGACAAAAACACCUUAAAGUGAAACAGAAUCGUGAUUACACACAUUGAUAUCAUAAUUGGGUAUAUAUUUAAUAACAUAAGAACACAUAAAUUACACCAUAUAGUAUAAAUAAUGUAAAUUCUUAUUGUGUACUUAAAAAGGAUGGCUUGCCGCCAUGUUGGAAUGAUAUAUACAACUGAUGUCACUGGAAUGGUAGCGCUCUUAUAUCAACCCCGUCAAACUGCAGGAACAAUGGAAGACUGACCCAUCGUACUUGUCCCUGUUCAUCCCUUGGCAUUUGCUUUUGAACCAAUACAUAAAUGUGUUCCUGCAGUUGUUUCAUAAGAGGCAGAACAUUUAGUUGUAUCGGAAUGUAUAGAUAACCGGUUGAACAACACUGAGAGGUGCUCCUGUCUGAUUGCACGGCAAUGCCAACAAAACUCAUAAAAAGUACUUUUCAAGAAACCAUUUACACGGUUUCUACCCUACCCUUUACUUAUGGAAGCGACUGAGAUGCUUAGAAAUAGAUUAUUCCUUGUCUGGUUUGUCAAUCCCUCUGUGUUGCCCUAGUGCAUAUCUCAAGCAUUCUUUGUUCUCAAUCUGCUCCUUUGGUAAUUCCUGGAUGGUCUUCUCUGCACUGGUUAACUAUUCCAGUCAUGAUCUCCUGCCUAAACUUGUAUUUCUUCUCUUUCCUGUUCUGGACAACAACAUACUGCUUUGCUGCCUUGGAGAACUGGUGCCUGAACUGCAGUUUCCUGUCCCUUGUAACUUCAUGAUCCCGUGCUGCAUUGCUGUUGUGGUCUAUGGCAGCCACACGAGUGGACUCCAUCAUGUUGGUUGAGGAGGGAUUCAAGAUGACUAGUGUGGACGCCAGUGACAAAAUGCUCAAAUACGCUCUGAAGGCAAGAUGGGAGAGAAGAAAAGAGGCUGCCUUUGACCAGUGGGAAAUCGAAGAGGCCAACUGGCUGACGUUAACUGAAGAUGUGCAGAAGCCAGGGGAAGGCUUUGAUGCAGUAAUCUGCUUGGGAAACUCCUUUGCCCACUUGCCAGAUUUUAAAGGGGACCAGAGUGAUCAGAAGUUAGCCCUGAAGAACAUUGCCAGCAUGGUGAAACCAGGGGGCAUCCUAAUCAUAGACCACCGUAACUAUGACUACAUUCUAGAGACAGGCCGAGCUCCCCAGGGCAAGAACAUCUACUACAAGAGUGACCUCACUCAGGACAUUACCACUUCUGUGCUGUGGGUGGACAACAAGCCUCACAUGAUUACUCUGGACUACACUGUGCAGGUGCCAGGGAACACCCAAACUGCUCCUGAACUCAGCAAAUUCCGCUUGUCCUACUACCCUCACCGUAUUGAAAACUUCAAAGAGAUUUUGAUGGAAGCCUUCCAUCGGAAGUGUGAGCACAGUGUUUAUGGCGACUUCAAGACCUAUACAACUGGUCAGAGCCAACCCCCCUGCUACUUCAUCCACGUGGUCAAGAAAAAUGCUUAAGACCCCACUCUAAUCCUUCCCAAAUUUGACAUACUUUCUCUUCCAAUCUCUCUUAUUUUCAAACUGCCUCUUAUGUUUCUGAGCCAAAACAGAAUGUAUAUACCAUAUCUCAAAUGCCCAUAUUCAUGCUGUUGAAUGCUUUUGAUUUGAUUUUCUGAAAAUAUUUUUUACUCUCCGGCAAUGCAAGCCAUCUUGAGUGGCAUAUACACUAGGACCGCCAAAUGCAUACGCCAAGUAGCAUUUGAGUUUAAAAUAAAACUGCACUUUUGAAUGCUGCA